UACAGAGUAUUCUUCAUUCUUGGAACUUCCGAACCGCGUCCUCCCCAUCCAUGCUUUGGUAGACGCUGGUAGACGACGAAAACCGGGAAAACAUUCUGACGUCGGUGACGUUACACUCACACUGAAAGUUGAAACGUGCCAACCGUUCCUGUUAAUAGGUAGAUAUAUACGUUUCACCAUCCUUGACCGGCCGACCGCGUGUGUUACGCCGAAGUACGCUUAUGUGUUGUUUUUGAGUUUUAAUUUGUGUAAUGUAUCUUGAGUCGAGUGAGGUGUAAUUAUCAGACAAACAGAAAAAAUUAUUGAGCAUUAUUCUCGUCCAUUAAAAUUGAAAUUUUGUGUUGAAAGAUGAAUCAGUCUGAUUCAUAUCGAAGACGAAAAGUAUGGAAUUGCAUUGGAUGUGGUAGACGGAGUUAUUCCGGUUGUGGUGCCUUUUUUCUGUUUCCAAAAGACCCAGAAAAGAAGAGAAUUUGGCUAAAGAAAUUGAACAUUGAUCCAUCCAGUACGAUUCCUGUUGAAACUCGAUUGUGUAAAAUGCAUUUCAACCACACUGACUUCAUAGUUGGCUAUAAGAAAAUAAUGCUUAGAAAAAACGCGGUUCCUAGCGUUACAGUCAGGCCGGUGAAGACCCAUCGUCCGUUCCGGGAUUACCAAGUUUCUUGUUACGUGUGUGGAAUGAUGUACGCAGGAUAUCACUCUUUUCAUAGAAUUCCGGUUGACACAAACGUUAGACAAAAAUGGCUGAAAAAUGUCGGUAUAGAAAUUAGCGAUUUUAAUUCUAUACCUACUGGUUGCAUAUAUUUGUGCGAUUCUCAUUUCGCCAAAGAAGAAUUUAUUUAUCAUCCACAUGCAUUAAGGAGCAGAUUAAGAAAAGGCGCGAUGCCUCGGAUGACAUCUGCCAACUGUUUCAACAGUAAUGGUAGUGGAAGUCUUGAUUCAUCGAAACGAGAAGAUUUUGAUACACCGAAACGUGAUGCCGCUUUUGUGUCUUCAUGCUCAUUGAAUACGAAAUGUGCAGUAGCGUUGAACGAUGGCAUAAAAGACGAAAAGUCAAUGAAAUCGAAAAAAAAAAAAUCAUCUAAUAAAUUUAAAGUAGGCGCUGUUUCAAGUGCAGAAAUCACCUCACGCAAGAGACCAGUACCUGAUGAAUCUCGUAUCUCUUCUUCAAAAAAUGAAGAUGUUUGUAUCAUUGUGGACUUGACUUCUGAAGGUUCAAAUCCGCCUGAAUAUCUGCCAAAAAAAGGUCGUUCAAAAAAAAAGAAUAAAGUCCGAUUGGAGGAAGAUUUUGAAUAUCAAGAACUAAAAUCGAAAAUGUCAGGAGCGAACCGCCCUAAACAAUCGCUUAAGAAUUCCGAAGCAGACACCGCCCUGAGUAAUGGUAAUGCCUCAGGCAAGAAGGACCUUGAUCAAUCGCGUAUUUCUUCUUCAAAAAAUGAAGAUGUUUGGUUCAUUGUGGACUUAACUUCUGAAGGUUCAAAUCCACCUGAAUAUCCGUCAGAAAAACGUCGUUCAAAAAAAAAGAAUAAAGUCCGAUUGGAGGAAGAUUUUGAACAUCAAGAACCAAAAUCGAAAAUCUCAGCAGUAAACCCUUCUGAAAGAUCAUCUCAAUGUUCCAAUUCCAAAGCAGUCGCUUCAAGUUUAUCUGCAGAGAAUAUUUCUGGCAACAAGAGACGACUUAAUGUUUCGAUAACUAUAGACUUGACAACUGAAGGUGAAACCGAAGAUACGAAUCCUCCCGAUCCUGAAUCUGAGGUGAAAAAAAAGAGAAAACUAAUUCGUCGAUUAAAAAAACAAAUUAAUCAAUUGGAGGAAGAAAUAACCGAGUACAAAAUUGAAACGCUGCUCAACGACUUACUAGAAAAAAAAUUGGUAAUAAUGAAAGAAGAGAAAAAUAUGAUCAAAACGAAACGUGAAAGAAACAUAAAGUGACUGCGAUAUUGAUUGAUGCAUUUAUCAUUUCGUUCAAAGUUGGAGCUGACUUUAUCUUUACAUAUUUUAUUUUUUAUUCGUGAUGUUCUUUUGUUUUACUAUAUUUUAUAUUUUUAGAUUAAUUGCUGUUUGCCAGCAAUGCGUUUAUGUAGAAUGAUAGGUACCUACUGUAUAAAUUACUGGAAUGUCGACCGCUGUGAUGUGCUACCUAUACGAAAUCACAAUAAUUAUUGUAUAAGAAUACUGUGUUGAUAUGUAUUUUUUGUAGUGCAAGAUCUUAUGCAGAGACGAUGCCAACUGUGUGAAAUAUUAAUCAUGGUCUAGAGAAAUAGAAUUGAAAACAGUACGCCUGUAAUGAUACCUGCAGUUGUGUGAUUUUAAUUUUAAAAAAGAAAAGCAUUUUGAUUAAAUAAGGAUAGAUACUACCUAUUGCAUAUAUCAUAUAUAAUACUUCAAUUUAAUUUCGUUCCAA
Planococcus citri (citrus mealybug) is the source of this 2401-nucleotide messenger RNA. RefSeq lists its product as uncharacterized. The transcript is spliced from 11 exons. NCBI's taxonomy places the organism in Eukaryota, Metazoa, Arthropoda, Insecta, Hemiptera, Pseudococcidae. The record is from RefSeq and is a predicted model, not a curated record. Bases 349 to 1929 code for a protein of 526 amino acids. Gene Ontology annotation, molecular function: sequence-specific DNA binding.